AUGUCACUUCGUUCCCCUCGAUCACCAACAGAUUUCUCGCGGCGUGGCUUUCAGCCCAUAGACGGCGGCGAUAUGACCGAAAACAUCCCCCUCACACAAGUGAGAACUGGAGCCUCUUCCACAGGCGCACGAAAGCCUGGAGAAGGAAUACUGGCAGGAAGCUCGGAAAACGAUUCUGGCAAAGAAGAUGAGAAGCAAGGAAUGUUUAGAAGAGGAAUAGCCGGCAGGAGGAAAGUCCAUCCCUCGAGAAGAGGAACAAACGGAGAGGAGGUUUCUGUCAAUGGCUUGGGCAGAUUUUACAACACAAUCAUUCAUUUCUCCGUGGUCACUCGCUACAUGUUCUACGUUGCGCCAAUUGGUAUAAUACUCGCAGCACCAAUCGUUGUUUUCGCUGUCUUGUACCCAACGGCAACUAUUGGAAAAAUGAAAUUAUACUUGUUCUUCACUUGGAUUGAGAUCAUCUGGCUUAGUAUUUGGGUUUCGAAGCUAUGCUCUAAAGCCAUACCAUACAUCUUCAUGUUUUUGUGCGGAGUUGUCAGCACUGGCGUUCGAAAGUACGCAACUAUCUUGAGAGCUUUAGAAAUUCCAUUAUCCUUGGUUGGAUGGGCCAUUACCAGCUUGGUCACCUUCACGGCUUUGACGACUAAAGAUUUGAAUAAGCUACACAAAAAUGGCAAAGACUAUGAUGGCACCAUGGAUCCAUGGGUCAACACGAUGAAGCGUGUUCUGGUACCUACUUUGAUUUCUACAAUCUUACUCUUGGUAGAGAAACUCAUCGUCCAAUUGAUCAGUGUCAAUUAUCACCGACGCUCUUUCGAUGGACGUAUCAAAGAAUCAAAGCACCUUAUCCACUUACUUGGUCUCCUCUACGAAGCAUCCCGAACUCUGUUUCCCAUGUACUGCCCCGAAUUUGCAGAAGAAGACUACAUCAUCAGUGAUAGUAUCGAAGCCGUCCUUCAAAAGACGAACAGAAGACUAUUGGGACAUAACAGAUCCGGUUCAAAUACGCCAAUGAAGCUUAUUGGAGACAUUGGCCGUUUUGGUGACAAAGUGACCUCAGUCUUUGGAAAUAUUGCAUCUGAGAUUACCGGAAAGCAAGUUUUCAACCCCAAUUCUGCUCACUCUGUCGUUAUUGAAGCACUUGAGAAAACCAAAUCCUCCGAGGCAUUGGCGAGACGUUUAUGGAUGUCUUUCGUUGUGGAAGGCAAGGAUUCUUUAUCUGCAGAAGAUCUCGAAGAGGUCCUCGGCGCUGGUCGCAAGAUGGAAGCUGAGGAAAUUUUUGAAGCUUUGGAUAAUGAUGGAAAUGGCGAUAUCUCUCUUGAUGAGAUGAUCAUGAAAGUAGUGGAUAUUGGCCGCGACCGAAAAUCAAUUGCAAACAGCAUGAGAGACGUUGGACAGGCCAUUGGUGUUCUUGAUCAGGUCUUACUCAUUAUCGUUCUCAUUAUUGUUAUUUUCGCCUACAUUGCCUUCCAAGAUACUGGUUUCCUCGCCACAUUGACAACUGCCGGUACAACUCUCUUGUCUCUAUCUUUCGUUUUCGCUGCCACUACCCAGGAGUUCCUUGGUUCUUGUAUCUUCCUUUUCGUCAAACAUCCAUACGAUGUCGGUGAUCGCGUCGAUAUCAGUUCCGAAUACCUUGUUGUGGAACAAAUCUCCUUACUUUUCACCAUUUUUAAACGCAUCGACAACAUGAAGAUGGUACAGGUACCUAACAUUGUCCUCAACAACCUUUGGGUCGAGAACAUCACUCGUAGCAAGGCGAUGAAAGAACAACUCGACAUGUUCAUUUCCUUUGAUACCACUCUCGAGGAUAUUGAACUACUACGCACAGAAAUGGAAAAUUUUGUUCGUCAUCCAGACAAUGCUCGUGACUUUCAAUCCGACAUUGUAUUGGAGGCUGUGGGCAUUGGAAACAUGGAUAAGCUUCAACUCAAGGUCGAAAUCAGGCAUAAAUCUAAUUGGCAUAACGAAACAGUUCGCGCUGCUCGUCGCUCCAAAUUCAUGUGUGCUCUUGUUUUGGCCUUGCGCAAGAUUCCAAUCAACGCUCCUGGAGGUGGUGGAGAUGCUCUCGGUGGACCUGCCAACCCCAACUACUCUGUCUCUGUAACAGAUGAAUGGGCCGCCGAAGCACGGGAUAAAUCAUCAACCACCAAAGACUCAAAGCGCCUCAUACCCACGAAAUCUCUGAAAAAUACAAAUCCAGAUCUUGGUCCAAUAGAUACUGAGGAAGAGGCCGCGGAACAUUUGAAUGCAAGACGACCUGGUUUAGACUUUGCACAUAGUAACAGUUACAACGACAACGAUGAUAUGUCGACCUUGGGAGAAAAUAAUUUCGACCACCAAUAUAGCAAUCAAAGGACAUCUCUGAUGAAGAGAGCAAGCACCCGAGGUAGACGAAAGCCUGGAGAACAUCUACCACCGAAUGCAUUCCAGUCAUCUCCUGGUUUUAGCGUUACAAUAGACGAGCCUUCAGGAUCAGGAACUUAUGGAAAUUCUUUCAUGAAUGAAGGUGCUUCAGGUUCUACUGAGUACAAUUCUUCAUAUGGUAGUGGAAGUGGUUAUCAAAAACAUGCACCAUUCCCUGUAAAUUUAUCUGGUCAACUCGGACGUAACGCAUCCGUUGCUUCGAAUAGAAGCCAAAUUGGACCCGAUGGGGCUGGUAUACCAUCGUCGACAUCACUAUACCCAUCAUAUUCAGUAGGACAACAAUCUGCCGGUGUAGCUUCCAUCUCGACUGCUAGCAACACAUCACAAGCUGCUCCUGGUCGGACUUUAGUCGGUAGCGCACCAGCAAGCCGAGCGAGAAGUGGAACUACAGGUGGUAGUCGACCGAAUGUCGAAGAUGAAGAAGAGUAG
Molecule: messenger RNA, 2856 nt
Organism: Botrytis deweyae
Lineage: Eukaryota; Fungi; Ascomycota; Leotiomycetes; Helotiales; Sclerotiniaceae
Exons: 2
Coding region: 1-2856 (951 amino acids)
Biological process (GO): calcium ion transmembrane transport; intracellular calcium ion homeostasis
Cellular component (GO): membrane
Molecular function (GO): calcium channel activity; calcium ion binding
Source: RefSeq, a predicted model, not a curated record